Molecule: messenger RNA, 1108 nt
Organism: Sinocyclocheilus rhinocerous
Lineage: Eukaryota; Metazoa; Chordata; Actinopteri; Cypriniformes; Cyprinidae
Product: L-rhamnose-binding lectin CSL2-like
Exons: 12
Coding region: 54-995 (313 amino acids)
Molecular function (GO): carbohydrate binding
Source: RefSeq, a predicted model, not a curated record
AUAGAUCCACUCAACCGGUAACUUUAGUAGGCAUUUCCCUUUUUAUCAGCAACAUGUUCGAUCUUGAUGUCUUCCUACUUACCUUGCUUCUAAACUCCAGGUUACUGAUAUCUGCAGAGACUGUAAUUACAUGUGAUGGGUUUGUCCAGCAUCUCAGUUGUGACUCUGGGGUGAUCCAUGUGCAGUCAGCAACCUGUGGCCGCACAAGCAGCCAAAUCUGCAGCGUUGGACGACCCCAAAGUGAAACGGCUAAUGUUCAGUGUUCAAUAGAUGUUCCUGCGGUCUCUAAACGGUGUAAUGGACUGAGAGAGUGCGAGUUAAACACUCAAGGACUUGCACCACAAGAUCCAUGCUAUGGCACCUACAAGUACUACACUACCAACUACAUUUGCAUCCCAGCAGAAACAAGUGUGACUUGUCAUGGUGGAUACAGUUACUUGAAAUGUGAAAAUGGUAAGAUACAGAUAAAUGCUGCAAACUAUGGACGUACAGAUAAAAUCACCUGCUCUGAAGGACGUCCAUCUGAACGGCUCCAAAACACCAACUGCUAUUCACCCAAUGCACUGGCUCCUGUGUCCAAAAGCUGCAAUGGACUGGAAAGUUGUGAGGUGUUUGCGACACAUACAAUCUUUACUGAUCCCUGCGUUGGCACAUACAAGUACCUCGCAAUCUCCUAUUUUUGUGUCCAACCUGCAGUCCGUUCAAGUGUGAUCUGUGAACUUGCAAAUAAUACCCUGAUAUGUGAUCAUGGGACUGUCAUACGCAUUCACAGCGCUAACUACGGUCGAACUGACAGCAGCACGUGCUCUACUGGCCGACCUGCUUCUCAGCUUGCUAAAACUGACUGCUACGCCUCAAACUCCCAGGCAAUAGCUACUAAUGUGUGCGAAGGAAAAAAUAGAUGCUCUCUUGUCGCCUCCAAUGGCAUCUUCUCUGAUCCGUGUCCUAACACAUUCAAGUAUCUGUAUGUCUUAUACAGCUGCAUAUCUAACUGAUGCGGUUGAUGGUCUUGUGGAUUUGACCUCUUUUCAGAUCAGAGAUUUGAUUAAAUGAAUUUUUUUCUGAAACUAAAGACCCAAUCUUCCUUGCAAUAAAUGCUUUGAAGACA